Notolabrus celidotus (New Zealand spotty) is the source of this 509-nucleotide messenger RNA. RefSeq names its product LHFPL tetraspan subfamily member 4 protein-like. Bases 180 to 464 code for a protein of 94 amino acids. The transcript has 3 exons. Gene Ontology annotation, cellular component: plasma membrane; inhibitory synapse; postsynaptic membrane. NCBI's taxonomy places the organism in Eukaryota, Metazoa, Chordata, Actinopteri, Labriformes, Labridae. Gene Ontology annotation, biological process: gamma-aminobutyric acid receptor clustering; sensory perception of sound. The record is from RefSeq and is a predicted model, not a curated record. Gene Ontology annotation, molecular function: GABA receptor binding.
AAGCAAACCCAAUAACUUCAUCAGGUUUUUUUUGCAGAUUAGAUGUGCUGUCGUACUUUGGGAUGCUAAAGUUGAGAUUCUGAAUACUGAUGGAAUCUGCAAUUUAAAGUCAUCCAGAUCUUCCUUUAACCCCUUUCCUCCUGUUUCGUCCUGCAGGAGUGUGCCUGGUGCUGGGUUGCAUGAUCUUCCCCGACGGAUGGGAUGCCGAGGUGAUCCGCGACAUGUGCGGGGAGCAGGCAGGGAAGUACUCCCUGGGCGAUUGUUCUGUUCGCUGGGCCUAUAUGCUGGCCAUCAUGGGCAUCCUGGACGCCCUCAUCCUCUCAUUUCUGGCCUUCGUCCUGGGUAACCGUCAGACGGACUUCUACCUUGAUGACUUGCAGACAGACAACAAAGAUUUUGCAGUGUCAAGGAUUGAGGUGCGGGACAGACGAGAGCCGAGAUACGGAGUGCAGCGUCUUCACUGAGGGCGCAGACGGCCCCGGACAACUUCUCUGUAACUCCCUCUCUCU